ACCAAAGAAAGAUCAGUUACUACUAGUCUCUCUCUUCGCCACCAACAAACACAUUACAAGUUCAGUAGUCAUGGCUGCGACAAUGGCCUUGUCGUCCCCCUCCCUCGCCGGCACCGCAGUGAAGCUGGCCCCCUCGGCCGCCUCCGACAUCCUCGGCGAGGGCCGCGUCACCAUGCGCAAGACCGUCGGCAGGCCCAAGCCGGCCUCCGCCUCCGGCAGCCCCUGGUACGGCCCGGACCGCGUGAAGUACCUCGGCCCGUUCUCCGGCGAGCCCCCGUCCUACCUGACCGGGGAAUUCCCCGGGGACUACGGGUGGGACACCGCGGGGCUGUCCGCCGACCCGGAGACCUUCGCGAAGAACCGCGAGCUGGAGGUCAUCCACUGCCGCUGGGCGAUGCUCGGCGCGCUCGGCUGCGUGUUCCCGGAGCUGCUGGCGCGCAACGGCGUGAAGUUCGGCGAGGCCGUGUGGUUCAAGGCCGGCGCGCAGAUCUUCAGCGAGGGCGGCCUGGACUACCUGGGCAACCCCAGCUUGAUCCACGCGCAGAGCAUCCUGGCGAUCUGGGCGUGCCAGGUGAUCCUCAUGGGUGCCGUCGAGGGGUACCGGGUGGCCGGGGGCCCGCUCGGUGAGGUGACCGAUCCGCUCUACCCCGGCGGCAGCUUCGACCCGCUGGGGCUGGCCGAUGACCCGGAGGCCUUCGCAGAAUUGAAGGUGAAGGAGAUCAAGAACGGCCGGCUGGCCAUGUUCUCCAUGUUCGGCUUCUUCGUGCAGGCCAUCGUGACCGGCAAGGGCCCGAUCGAGAACCUCGCCGACCACCUCGCCGACCCCGUCAACAACAACGCCUGGGCCUACGCCACCAACUUCGUCCCCGGCAAGUGAGAGAGAGAGAGAGAGAGAGUGAGUGAUCAAGAGAGGGAAUUCUCUUGAGCUUGUGUACCUGCCGAUCACAAAACAUGCCUGAUGAUAUCUCCUCGGCCUCUGUUGUAAACUAGUGUUCUUGUAAACUAGUGUUCUUGUGCAAUUAAUAGUGGGCUUCCUUUCGAUUCUGUA
Molecule: messenger RNA, 1048 nt
Organism: Ananas comosus (pineapple)
Lineage: Eukaryota; Viridiplantae; Streptophyta; Magnoliopsida; Poales; Bromeliaceae
Product: chlorophyll a-b binding protein of LHCII type 1-like
Exons: 1
Coding region: 71-877 (268 amino acids)
Biological process (GO): response to light stimulus; photosynthesis, light harvesting in photosystem I
Cellular component (GO): chloroplast envelope; plastoglobule; chloroplast thylakoid membrane
Source: RefSeq, a predicted model, not a curated record